AUGGCCAGCCUGUCCAGCCGCAGCGCUCGCUUUGCUUCUUCUUCGUCUUCGUCCUCGACCUUGCCGGCGAUCGAUCACUGGAACGAGUCUGGUGGCCGGCGCAAGCGCUGCAUGACUCUGGCUUGUCAGACCUUACGCCAGCACCCGCCCCUCAGGGAUCUUCAGGCGCCUGCAAAGGGACCCAGCUGCCUAGCAGCUAGGCCGCAGCUAGACAUGCAGCUACGGGUCAGCCCCGUGAAGAGCGCUGCUGUCACUGGAGGUAUCACAGAUGGAGAGUGGCAGGGAUGGGUCGUUGGAGGCGAGACUCCUUCAUUGCCGUUGUCAGAGGACUCGACGAUGGAUUUGCGGACAUACAGAUGGAUAAGCUGGUUACGGAGUAUCUCUUUACAGGAGAAGAAGCUCAGAAUAACGGUCGUAUUCGAUAUUGGUAGCUGUUCAAGUUGGUUACAUCGUUAUAUCUACGGAGCAUGGAUGAAAUGGCCAGCUAUCAAUAGAGAUGUUUAUAGCCGCCGUCCAUCCAUCAUCCCUGGUGCGCCACCAACAAUUGACAGUGUUGGCGGAUGCAUGUUGAGGCCAGAAUGGACCCUAGAAACGUUCAUAGCUUGA
Messenger RNA from Trichophyton verrucosum HKI 0517, 606 nucleotides. RefSeq lists its product as uncharacterized. The coding region runs from base 1 to 606 and encodes 201 amino acids. Lineage: Eukaryota; Fungi; Ascomycota; Eurotiomycetes; Onygenales; Arthrodermataceae. The record is from RefSeq and is a predicted model, not a curated record. The transcript has a single exon.